Molecule: messenger RNA, 3619 nt
Organism: Oryza brachyantha (malo sina)
Lineage: Eukaryota; Viridiplantae; Streptophyta; Magnoliopsida; Poales; Poaceae
Exons: 24
Coding region: 195-3104 (969 amino acids)
Cellular component (GO): mitochondrial outer membrane
Molecular function (GO): ATP hydrolysis activity; ATP binding
Source: RefSeq, a predicted model, not a curated record
CCUCCCGAGGCAUCGGACCCGCGCAGCGCCGCCACCCUGACACCUGCCCCGCCGCCGCGCCGCCGGCGGUCACGGCGCUGCCCGGGGCCCUCCGUCCGCCCGUCGCUGCCGCCGCAUGCUCCAGGGGGAGACCCAGCGCGCCCGCGGAUCCCUCCUCCUGCUCCUCGCCUCGCCCGACGACGCGGCCGGCCGCGAUGCAUCGCGCGAUGCGGCUGCGCUGCCUCCUGCGCCCGCCGCUCUGGUGCAGGCCUGAGGCCGGAGUCGUGGGACUCGGAGUGCCUGGCGGGAGCGCGGUGGCACGGAGGCCGCCUCGGCCGUUCGGCGGCGGGCUGCCGUCGUCCCGGUUCUACUGCUCCAAGGGCGGCGUCGGUAGCGCGGAGGCGGCUGUGGGGAGCGGCGGCGGAGGCUGCGGUGGAAGCGGUAGGAGCAGCGAGCAGGAGCACGCGAGGCUCGGGGAGAGGGACCAGCAGGAAUGGCUGAGCGGCGAGCGGUUCGUCACCGGCUGUAAGAGGCAGGAGUCUCCAUUCCUUACCAAACGGGAGCGCUUCCGCAACGAGUUCCUUCGUCGCGUCGUGCCAUGGGAGAAGGCGAGCCUCUCCUGGCGCAGCUUCCCUUACUACGUCGAUGAGAAUGCAAGGCAGCUACUGAGUGAGUGUGUGGCAUCACACCUGCGGCACAAAGAUGUCGCUCUGGAGUAUGGUUCUCGGCUGCAGUCCUCUGGUGGGAGGAUAUUGCUCCAGAGCUUGCCAGGAACUGAGCUUUAUCGGGAGAGAUUGGUAAAAGCGCUUGCCCAUGAAUUACGUGUGCCACUGUUGGUUUUGGACAGCAGUGUUUUAGCUCCAUAUGAUUUUGGUGAGGAUUGUUCAGAGAGUGAGGAAGAUGAUGAACAUGCAGAAUCUGAAGAUGAUGGGUCUGUAUCAGAGGUGGAAGAUGAAGACGAUGAUGAUGAAGAAAAAACAGGUGAAAGCGAUGAUGGUGACACUAUUAAAUCCGUGGAAGACCUCAAGAAGCUUGUUCCAUGCACACUUGAGGAAUUUGCGAAGAGAGUUGCUAGUGCCCAGGAAAGUUUGUCGACAUCAGAAGCUUCUGGCACUGCCGAGUCUCCUGAAGAUGGGAGAAGGCCACUCCAAAAGGGAGAUAGGGUGAAGUAUGUCGGUGCAUCAGUGCUUGUUGAAGCAGAUCGCAGGAUCAAUUUGGGGCAAAUUCCUAGUCAAGAGGGAGGAACAAAUGCCUAUACUGUUCUUAAUGGCAGGACAUUAUCAAAUGGGCAGCGUGGAGAGGUGUAUGAGAUCAAUGGUGAUCAAGUGGCUGUUAUAUUUGAUCCUCCUGAGGACAAGCUGUCUGGUGAUAAAAAAGAUGAACCAAGCAAAGAGCAGCUUGCAAAACCAGCAGUUUACUGGGUUGACACUCAGGAUAUUGAGCAUGACCAUGAUACCCAGGUGGAAGAUUGGCACAUCGCAAUCGAAGCACUUUGUGAGGUACUGCCAUCUCUACAACCAGCCGUUGUUUACUUUCCUGAUAGUUCCCAGUGGCUGUCCAGGGCAGUUCCAAGAUCAAAUCGCAGGGAGUUCGUUGAAAAAGUAGAAGAAAUGUUUGAUCAGCUUACUGGGCCUUUAGUUUUGAUAUGUGGGCAAAAUAUAAUUGACACAGCACCCAAAGAAAAAGAACCGAAGACGCUAGUGUUCCACAAUCUUGCUCGCCUAUCUCCACUGACAUCAUCCUUAAAGCGGCUGGUAGGUGAGCUAAAAGGGCGGAAGCCUUCAAAGUCAAAUGACAUAUCAAAGCUCUUCAGAAACAAGUUCUAUAUUCCCCUUCCAAAGGAUGAUGAACAGCUGAGAGUUUUCAACAACCAGAUUGAGGAGGACAGAAAAAUAAUUAUCUCAAGGCACAACCUUGUAGAAAUGCACAAGGUGCUUGAAGAGCAUGAGCUAUCAUGUGAGGAUCUUUUGCAUGUGAAGUCGGAGGGUACUAUUUUGACAAAACAAAGAGCAGAAAAGGUCGUUGGAUGGGCUAGAAGUCACUAUUUAUCAUCAGUGACGUGUCCUUCUAUAAAGGGUGACAGGCUAAUCAUUCCCCGUGAGAGUUUGGACCUAGCAAUUGGAAGGUUAAAGGAACAGGAGGGUUCAAUCAGGAAGUCUCCUGAAAAGAUGAAGAUUUUGGCAAAAGAUGAAUUUGAGCGCAAUUUCAUUUCGGCAGUUGUACCUCCCAAUGAAAUUGGAGUAAAAUUUGAUGAUAUUGGUGCUCUUGAAGAUGUGAAGAAGACACUUGAUGAACUUGUUACUCUUCCAAUGAGGAGGCCAGAGCUUUUUUCUCAUGGGAACUUGUUAAGGCCUUGCAAAGGUAUAUUGCUUUUCGGACCUCCAGGGACAGGGAAAACACUUUUGGCAAAGGCUCUUGCAACAGAAGCUGGAGCAAAUUUUAUCAGCAUAACUGGUUCUAAUCUCACAUCAAAGUGGUUUGGAGACGCUGAGAAACUCACCAAGGGCCUUUUCUCCUUUGCUAGUCGGCUGGCACCUGUUAUCAUAUUUGUGGACGAGGUUGAUAGCUUACUUGGUGCAAGAGGUGGUGCAUUUGAACACGAGGCAACAAGAAGAAUGCGGAAUGAAUUCAUGGCAGCUUGGGAUGGUUUAAGGUCCAAAGAGAACCAAAGGAUCCUUAUUCUUGGCGCAACAAACCGUCCAUUUGAUCUAGAUGAUGCAGUAAUUCGGCGUUUACCUAGGAGGAUAUACGUUGACCUUCCUGACUCACAGAAUCGAAUGAAAAUUCUGAAGAUUUUACUUGCAAAAGAAAACCUGGAAUCUGAUUUCAGAUUUGAUGAACUAGCCAAUGCGACUGAAGGUUACUCUGGAAGUGACUUGAAGAACCUAUGCAUUGCUGCUGCGUACAGACCAGUUCAUGAACUUCUAGAAGAAGAAAAGGGAAGUGUGAGUGACACGAGAACAUCCCUGAGACCCUUAAAGUUGGACGAUUUUGUCCAAGCAAAAGCAAAGGUAAGCCCAUCUGUUGCUUUUGAUGCCACAAGCAUGAACGAGUUAAGAAAAUGGAACGAGCAGUACGGGGAAGGUGGAAGCAGGAGUAAAUCACCAUUUGGAUUCGGCAGCUAACAUUCUCCCGUCAGUAGUUUUUGUUCUCACCUGAUACCAUGUGCAACAUCAGCGAGCUCCUGUUUAACCAUAGGAAGUCAGCAAAGUCAGCAAUUGGAGCCUCUUUCUGCUGUGUGCGCACCUUGCCUUUAGCAGCUCAAUCUGCUCAUUUCUCCGAUCCUUUCCAUCCAUCUUCUACAACCUAUUUCAGAGUUACCUGAUCCCUGUAUCAGUAGAGAAACGACUGAUCACACACCAAAUUUUCCCGAGCCUUUCUAAACAGUGCUCCAUUCACCUGUUGUAACAGCUGACCAAACUGUAAAUAGCUGAAGAAAUUUUGCCCCCACAACAACAGAUAGUCAGAUAAGUCUACUACUACAGCAGAAUAAAUCCCACAUUCUUUUCCAUUUUGUUGCAGCUGCUUUCCAUGCCAGCCGGUGCAUUGCCAUGGCCAUUGCCAUUUCAUCAUUCUGUGUGUCCGCGAAGUCUAGCUUGUAAAAUUUAAUGAAUAGUGUUGUUGCAGCGUUGCUGGUGUU